This is a messenger RNA of Penicillium roqueforti, 360 nucleotides long. RefSeq lists its product as uncharacterized. The transcript is spliced from 2 exons. The record is from RefSeq and is a predicted model, not a curated record. Lineage: Eukaryota; Fungi; Ascomycota; Eurotiomycetes; Eurotiales; Aspergillaceae. The coding region runs from base 1 to 360 and encodes 119 amino acids.
AUGGCCUUAUUAGCCCUUCCCUCAGAGCUACUUGCGAUCAUCACGUCUCUGUCGGACACGGAAACGCUCAAGGCCCUGAGGCUGGCAAACCACAUGUUACGCGCCUCUGCAACGAAGAAUCUGUUCUCCACAGCCUCACUGUUUACGGAGGAUAUAAGUUGUGAGGCUUUCGAGUCCAUCAUAACACAUCCGCAGUUGAAAGAAUACGUGCACAAGAUCCGCCUCAAUACUGUGGAGUUUAUAUCCGACCCCGACACAGAUAACGAUGAGCUUGAACUACCUGUCAAAUGGAAGGAGCUCCUACUUAUGCUUCCAAAUAUUCCGAAUCUCAAAAGCGUUGUUCUGCGCUUCGACAAAUAA